AUGUAAUAACAAUAUACUCAAGGACUUAUUCAAAUUGAUAAACACUUAGUUGAAUUACAUAAUAUCUCGAAGAAUGAUGACUAAAUUCUGGAAUCUUUUCAAUAAACAUCCUAAUAAUUAAGUGACAUCCUCAAACAAAUCAAAACUUUGAUGUAUGUAAAUAAAAUAAAUGCCGAUCUUACUAAACUGAAAUAAAACAACACAGAGACAGAUAGAGUUCCAGAAAGAUAAGCCAAGAGUCCUGCCCCUUCUUUACAGGAUAAAAUAUAAGGAAUUAUGAACAAAAGAAUGAAAAAGUGA
Messenger RNA from Paramecium octaurelia, 300 nucleotides. The record is from the annotation of a GenBank genome assembly. Lineage: Eukaryota; Ciliophora; Oligohymenophorea; Peniculida; Parameciidae.